Microtus oregoni (creeping vole) is the source of this 573-nucleotide messenger RNA. It is a transcript of the gene Ms4a5, whose product is annotated as membrane spanning 4-domains A5. Gene Ontology annotation, biological process: cell surface receptor signaling pathway. Gene Ontology annotation, cellular component: plasma membrane. The transcript is spliced from 5 exons. Bases 1 to 573 code for a protein of 190 amino acids. Lineage: Eukaryota; Metazoa; Chordata; Mammalia; Rodentia; Cricetidae. The record is from RefSeq and is a predicted model, not a curated record.
AUGGAUUCAAACAAUAAGAAUAGUCCCAUGUUCCUGAUAUUUCCUCCAGAGGUCAUCAGUCCAGAACAAACAACUCUUACAGCCUUCGCCUAUAAUGCCCAAAACCGAGUGCAGAAAGUCCUUAUUAGAAAACUGAAGGUCUUAGGGACAACCCAGAUCCUGUGUGGAAUCAUGAACUUUUCAUUUGGAGUUGUUUUCCUUUUCACCUUGGUAAACCCAUAUCCAAGGUUUCCUUUUAUAUUUAUCUCAGGAUAUCCAUUUUGGGGCUCUGCUUUGUUCAUUAACUCUGGAGCAUUUCUGAUUGCACUGAAAAGAAAAACUACGGACUAUAUGAUAAAAAUGAGCCAGGUGAUGAAUUUACUCAGUGCCCUGGGAGCAACAGCUGGAAUCGUUCUCCUCAUAUUUGGUUUCCUUCUAGAUGGAGAAUUCAUCUGUGGCUAUUCUCCAGAUUCUAGUCAGUGUGGUGCUAUUACCACCCUGUUCAUUGGGAUUUUGGCUAUGCUGAUGAUCUUCAGCAUUACUGAGCUGUUCGUCUCCCUCUUUUACUCAACUUUGUGGUACACCAGAGAAUAA